GUCAGGUUUGCUGCUGCUGCAGAAAUGGGGGAGUACGGAAUCGCACCAGGCCAGCGCGUUGCUAUCAUCUGGGACAGCUCGUCGCCGGUUGAAGCCCUGAAGGAUUUGGUGGAUAAAAUUCAGGCGCUGGUGGGAGCUGAUAGUCGUGUCUCUGUGGAAAAUGUUAACCAACUGUCUCAGUCGGCUCACAGGGAGUCCAGUUUUGAUGUAAUUCUCUCUGGCGUGGUAUCAGGCAGUACUGCGCAGCACAGUGCAGAAGUACUGGCAGAAAUAGCUCGGAUACUUAAGCCAGGGGGCCGUGUCCUCCUGAAAGAACCGGUGGUUACAGAAUCAGGAAACAACAGCAGACUCAAGACAGCAGCGAAACUCCCCACAGCUCUGACUCUCUCUGGGUUGGUGGAAGUGAAGGAGCUGCAAAAGGAAGCAUUGACCCCGGAGGAGGCCCAGUCAGUCCAAGAGCAUUUGGGUUACCAAGGCAAUGACCUUCUCAUUGUCCAGAUAGAAGGCAAGAAGCCCAAUUUUGAAGUGGGGUCCUCAAGUCAGCUCAAACUUUCCUUUGCCAAGCAACCUGGUCCUUCAGGAAAACCCGCUGUGGACCCAGCCACUGCCAAGCUGUGGACGCUCUCUGCCAAUGACAUGAACGAUGAAGAAAUGGAUCUUUUGGACUCUGAUGAGCUGUUGGAUUCAGAGGAUUUGAAAAAGCCAGAUCCAUCAUCCCUCAGAGCUCCGUCCUGCAAAGAAAUGGGCAAAAAGAAAGCCUGCAAGAACUGCACAUGUGGCCUGGCUGAAGAGCUGGAACAGGAGGAGAAGAGCUCACAGCCCAAAUCUGCCUGUGGAAAUUGCUACCUGGGGGAUGCGUUCCGCUGUGCCAGCUGCCCUUACCUGGGGAUGCCUGCCUUCAAGCCUGGGGAGAAGAUUCUCCUGAAAGAGAACCAGCUGCAUGAUGCCUAACAAAGAUGCCUCUGGAUGUCCUGAGAAGGACUCCUGCUUUUCCAUCAGUCUGAGGUUCUUCCUGCAGUCCUCCUCAUCCUCUCAAACU
Messenger RNA from Charadrius vociferus (killdeer), 1039 nucleotides. It is a transcript of the gene CIAPIN1, whose product is annotated as cytokine induced apoptosis inhibitor 1. The transcript is spliced from 8 exons. NCBI's taxonomy places the organism in Eukaryota, Metazoa, Chordata, Aves, Charadriiformes, Charadriidae. Gene Ontology annotation, biological process: iron-sulfur cluster assembly. Gene Ontology annotation, molecular function: iron-sulfur cluster binding. Bases 25 to 951 code for a protein of 308 amino acids. The record is from RefSeq and is a predicted model, not a curated record. Gene Ontology annotation, cellular component: cytoplasm.